Prunus armeniaca (apricot) is the source of this 633-nucleotide messenger RNA. The record is from the annotation of a GenBank genome assembly. NCBI's taxonomy places the organism in Eukaryota, Viridiplantae, Streptophyta, Magnoliopsida, Rosales, Rosaceae.
AUGGGCUGCAGCAGCGGCAUUCCUCAUCCCUCAAAGACUCGUCGACUCUCUGGCCUUCCGUUUUACAGCCAAAGCUUUUCGCGCUUUCCCCAAGAGGCACUUACGACGUCGUUCCCAGUUCGUUCCAACCAGCAAGCUUUUCACAAAGUUGUCACUUGCUGUACUGCAUCAGUCUCAGCCUCCGAUGAUGCCUUCACUUGGGACGACGUCGUUAAGAUAUCCAAACCGGUUCAUAUCUCAGGGGCUACUCGGAAAAGAUCAAAAUCUGCAAUUGCGCUUUCCUUGGGAUCGCACUCUGAGUUCCUUCCCUUUGUAAUUGAAGACCAUUCACAAAGGAAAAUUCAGACUCUAAUGACGGUUGCAUUCAUCGCUGAAAACAGGACGAGAGCUGUGGGAGAUGUAAUCAAAAGCUUUGGGGAAGAACAUAGUCCAGUGCCUCGACAUGGAGGUUCUGUGGAAGGGCUUGAUGAUAAUAAAGUUUUGGAGGCUUAUGGAGUGCACAUGAAUGGCUAUGUUGAGAAGGAUGGGAAGAAGUUUCUAUGGAUAGAGAAGAGAAUUGCUGGUGGACUGCCUCCGGACCUUGAUGAAAUAACACGGUCAUUCCCUGACCCCGAAAGAGAUGGAUUUACAUGA